GUAAUGGAGGAAUCGGAUCCGUAUACUGCCUACUGUGUAUAUCAGUCCGUCGAUAGGGAGUUCCAUAGCUGUCUUGCGCCGAUAAGAUAAACCGAUAAGGUGGGUCGGAUGAGAGUGACGAGUCCUGAAUUUUUAUUUUCGCGUGCAAACCCUCUCGACAAUUCCCACCCACCUGCUACGGGACAGGUAGAAGAUAGCGACAUCACGAUGCCGAAGCCACGGUCGAGGCGGCAAGCUCUCCGCGACGAGAGGAAGGCGAAGAAGCACGAAAAAGAAUCGGCUGCCUACGACGGGAACGAAAAGACUACCAAGAAACGACGUUUGAACGAGGCGGGUGAUGCGGCGGGCGACGAGGCCCUAGAGCGAGAAGCGCGAUUCCAAGAUGGAUACGACGGCCAAUACCAGCCGCGAAAUGGCGGGCCUCAAUCCACCGACCGCGAGUUUUUCGGCAUGUUGUCGGAUCAAGAACAAGAAUACUUCCGCUCCGUCGACGAGCAGCUCGAUAUCGACGAUUUCCCCUCCCACGAAGACCGCCAGCUCUAUCUCGGCAGCGUGCUAGCCGAGGCCCAGGGCAAGGAGCUCAAGCUAGCCUGCAGCCAGUCCUGCUCGCGAUUGAUGGAGCGGCUGAUACUAAUGUCGAACACGCGCCAGAAGAAGCAGCUGUUCGGCCAGUUUGCCGGCCAUUUCCUGACCCUCAUCCAGCAUCGCUUCGCGAGCCACUGCUGCGAGACCCUAUUCCUCCAAUCCGCCCCGAUUGUCACGAGAGAGCUGGGAGGAGAGCGUGAUGACAUGCCGACCGACCAAGAUGACCCCGGCGAGCAGCCUCUGUCCUCGAUGGAAGAGUUGUAUCUGCUCACGCUCGACGAGCUCGAAGGCAGCCUCGGCUAUCUACUCACCGAUAGGUUCGCCUCGCACACGCUCCGCGUAUUGCUCAUCAUCCUAUCCGGACGGCCUUUGGAACAGUCGCAGACCAAAUCCCUCAUACACAGCAAGAAGAAGGAACAUAUAACAGUCCCUUGGACAUCUGACGGGUCGGCCAAGCUGAACUCGCAACCCCGGGCCGUACCCGCGUCCUUCACUCUGGCAGCCAAGAAAAUCAUCGCUGAUUCCAUUUCCGACUCGACUCCUACGGAGCUUCGAAUCCUCGCCACGCAUCCGACUGGAAACCCUGUUCUCCAGCUCAUGUUGGAACUGGAUAUCAGCCUAAAUGAGAAAUCUAGGGACCAGUCAGACAAGGCGAUAUUGCUGCCGCGUCUCUUGCCCGGGGCGCCUGCUUCGCUAAAGGAUAGCACGACUCCGGCAUCCGACUUCGUUAAUUCGAUGCUCUACGAUCCCAUCGGCUCACGGCUUCUCGAGACCCUCAUCACGCACUGUCCCGGGGGCAUUUUCAAGGCUAUGUACAAGCACAUCUUCGCAAGCCGCAUACAUAGCCUCCUUCGCAACGACAUUGCGUCCUACCCCGCGAUCCGCGUCCUGAAUAGACUCAGCAAGGAAGACCUAGCCCAAGUCGUCGAGAAGACCCUACCCGAGAUAAGCAAGCUCGUCGCGCUGUCGAGGUUCAACGCGAUCAAGGCCCUCUUCCAGCGAUGCGAGGUCCGACACGCCCAGGACGAGAUCGGGGCUCUCACCACGGCUCUGGUCGACGCCUUCGGGCCAGACCCGACGUCUCUCGUUCCGAAGCUGUGCCUGCCGCAAGCCCCGGAGGCCAGCAGCGAAACGGGCCACGGGCCGCCCGCGAAGAGCCACUCGGCCCUGGCCUCGCACGGCUCGCAGCUAGCCACGGCCCUCCUCGCCAUCCCCGGGGCGCCGCGCGGCGCAGUCCAGACGUCGCUCGCGGCGCUGCCCGCGGAGGUCCUGGUGCAGCUCGCGACGUCCUCGCACGUGCUGGCGGCCGCGCUGUCGACGCCGUCGCGGAGCAAGAUCCUGCACAAGACGCUCGUCGCGGCGCUGCGGCCGCACGCCUUCGCGCUCGCCGUGUCCGAGCCCGGCAGCCGGGUGCUCGCCGCCGUCGCCGCCAUGCCCUGCGCCAAGCAGCCCCCCGCCGCCGCCGCCGCCGCCGUCUCGCUCCCCUUCCACCUCAAGGAGUCCGUCCUCGCGCUGCUCGCGCCGCGCGAGCGCGAGCUGCGCGACUCCGCCCCCGGCCGCCGCGUCUGGCGCGCCUGGAAGGGCGACCUGUGGACGGCCCGCCGCCGCGAGUGGAUCGCCUGGGCCAAGGAGGUCGACGGCGCCCCCGCCGCAGCCGCGCCCGCGCCGGAGGGGCGGCGGCCGAGGGCCCCGAGGGAGGCCCAGAGGGAGCGCGAUGCGGGGACGUGGAAGCGGAAGAGGGGCGCGGAGGGCGGGUAGAGGGGGACAGAGGGCUCGGUGGUCAACCCAAUCUUGCUCGGCCGUGCGCCGUGUGUAGAAGACGAUGUCAGACAGAUAGACGGACGGAUGUAUAUACC
Messenger RNA from Durotheca rogersii, 2441 nucleotides. RefSeq names its product ARM repeat-containing protein. The record is from RefSeq and is a predicted model, not a curated record. Gene Ontology annotation, molecular function: RNA binding. Bases 109 to 2343 code for a protein of 744 amino acids. Gene Ontology annotation, cellular component: nucleolus; 90S preribosome; preribosome, small subunit precursor. Gene Ontology annotation, biological process: ribosomal small subunit export from nucleus; endonucleolytic cleavage in ITS1 to separate SSU-rRNA from 5.8S rRNA and LSU-rRNA from tricistronic rRNA transcript (SSU-rRNA, 5.8S rRNA, LSU-rRNA); endonucleolytic cleavage in 5'-ETS of tricistronic rRNA transcript (SSU-rRNA, 5.8S rRNA, LSU-rRNA). The transcript has 2 exons. Lineage: Eukaryota; Fungi; Ascomycota; Sordariomycetes; Xylariales; Xylariaceae.